AUGACCCCAGCAACGCCCUCAAGGUCGAGUUUCGGAUCCCCCACAACGUACUCGCACAUUCCGCUUCGCUCGUCACCGCUCGCAAGCCCAGGCUCGUCUCCGGCCGCCAGCGCCAGCGCCCGCCGCCGCUCGCAGUACAAGUCAACCCCAUUCAGCUCGUCGGCGCCCCAGCGUGUGCGGGAGUCCGAGGCACAGCGGAGACGUUCGAGCGGCCACGGGCACGGCGAGGGCUCGAGCAGCGGAGCGGUGCCCACGGAGGAGGCGCCACGGAAGGCGUUUCUCAAGGAACGUCUGACGGCGCGGGUCAUCGAGCGCGCCGCGAAGAAGCGCGAGCGGGCAGUCCAGCGGGGGUCGCGGCACCUCAGCAGCGACGCGCGCAGCGAUGGCGCGGACGAGAUGAUGGACGAGGAUGAUGAGGACGAGGACACGAUGCUCAAUGACGAGCUGUUCCGCCGCAUUGUCGAGAGUGCGAAGAGGAAGCAGCGGCACGCGUACCGCCUGUCGUAUGCGGAUGACGUUGGCUCCUCCUUUGACCCGGAUAUGGAGGACCCGCAUAGCUGGGAGGAAGAUAUGGAAGAGUCGCAAGGAUCAAAGACAACAUACGUCUCCCCCGACGACCUUCUCGACGAGGAGCUCGAGGCGUACGCCGCAGAAAUCGACCUCAACCUCGACGACCUGCCCAUCGACGAGAUCUUCGGGCACAGCGAUUACGAGGACGACACACUGCCCGCGGACCAAGACGUUGACAUGCACUAGCUGGAACCUCACUUUUGCUCGACGUGACGUGUACUACUACCAUAUGGUUCAGGGGUGGCAGAUGUAUAUGCGCACUGGCCGCUCAUGUACCUCUAGACAGCCCCUGAAGCUCAUUCGGCUUACCGCAGUGUUACGAUCUCCCGUUGCAUCUGCCCUCUGCUCCGAGCGACACCUCAUCACACUACAUUAUAUUGUACAAUACGUAUAGCAGCUGUACAUAGACAGCAUCUGAAUGCAGUACCAUGCAUCCG
Molecule: messenger RNA, 1007 nt
Organism: Trametes versicolor FP-101664 SS1
Lineage: Eukaryota; Fungi; Basidiomycota; Agaricomycetes; Polyporales; Polyporaceae
Exons: 3
Coding region: 1-756 (251 amino acids)
Source: RefSeq, a predicted model, not a curated record